This is a messenger RNA of Cimex lectularius (bed bug), 2708 nucleotides long. RefSeq names its product 2-oxoglutarate dehydrogenase-like, mitochondrial. The record is from RefSeq and is a predicted model, not a curated record. Gene Ontology annotation, biological process: tricarboxylic acid cycle. The transcript has 12 exons. Bases 669 to 2615 code for a protein of 648 amino acids. Gene Ontology annotation, molecular function: oxoglutarate dehydrogenase (succinyl-transferring) activity; thiamine pyrophosphate binding. Gene Ontology annotation, cellular component: mitochondrion; cytosol; oxoglutarate dehydrogenase complex. NCBI's taxonomy places the organism in Eukaryota, Metazoa, Arthropoda, Insecta, Hemiptera, Cimicidae.
AUCAUGUGUUGACUUCCUAAAAACUUUUAAAACUUUUGUAAUUUUCCAAAUAGAACAAAAUUAUAAUCUAGAGCCUUUUGUCAAAGGGAAUUAAGUCAUGCACGCAAUGCUUACAGGGAGAAUAUGCAGUACCAGUAGCAAACAUUGCAAAGCAGUUUUACAUAGGUUUCCUAAAUUUAGCUUUGCCAAUGUUGAUCCUUUACUGUUGGUGGCUAGAAAGCCAGAGUUCUUAAUGAGACAACUCGCCACAAGAGGUCCAGCGGUUUCUCAGUUUGACUUGAGUUUUCGGACAUCAAUUACAUUGGAAAAUCUAAUACAAGAUAUAAGACCUUGGCUGUUCAAGAAAGUUCAUAGCAGUGACAUACAAACAAUUUCUGACAUAGAUAAAAUCGCCACAUUCAACCGACUGCUGAUGAUCCAUUGUUUUGAACUGUUUAUGUUUAGCAAAUGCCAUACUGCAAAAAAGUGUCUGUUCGACUGUGAAAUUGUACUCCCUGCCCUAUGCACGCUUAUUGAAAGAGCGACUGAAUAUGAUGCAAAAAUAUUUGUCAUAGGUUUUUUUAAUUAUUAAUCAAGGCUUAUCCCAAUUGAAACGAUUGAAAACUGUUUCAAAAUUAAUCCAAACAUCUGUGGAGGACAUAUUUUUUGACCUUAUAGAGUGUAAAGAUAUGAAUGAGGUGAAAAUAUGCUCUGAUUUUAUUGAAACUCCUAAAAAGAGAAAUUCGUCAUUAAAUUUUCUUGGAUCUCCUUCUUCGCCCUUAGCCAUAUAUCCUGAACUUUUGGGUAAAACUAGAGGGAUACAACAAAUUGAAAAUGAUCACAGUGGAAAAAUGGUGUGGCCUAUAUUUUGCUAUCCCUUGGCAGAACUUAAUUCCAAAGAAGUCUUCACAAAUAUCAUCAAGCUUGCCAAAAAUCCAAAUUAUUCUGCAAACGGUGUAGUCCAUGUUAUUAUAAAUAAUGAGGCAGAAGAUUUUUGUAACCCGCAAAUUGAAAGCUCUUGCAAAUUGGUAAAAAUAUUUGCUGAAUAUCUAAAUGCACCAGUCAUUCAUGUAAAAGCGGAUGAUGUCGAUUCUGUCAUUUACGUGAUGAAUUUGGCAGCGGAAUACAGAGCAAAUCAUCUCCGAGAUAUAGUUAUUGAUUUAAUAACACCAACUAGUGUUUAUUCUCCUAAGAAUGUAGCACUUGCUGGUCUGAUUCGGGAACUGUUGAUUGGAGAUAAAUACCCACUUAUAUCUUCAUACAUCAGAGAACUAUCAGAUUCCAAAGUUAUUUCAAAAGGUAUACUCGAGGAACAGAAGGAUGUAUACUUGAAAAAACUCACGAGACUGCAUAGUGCUCGUACAUCACAACAAUACCCACCAUUUAUGAUCAAGAAAAAGAAUCUAGUCAAUCUUGAAAAGAGGUAUAAAGAGCCCCUGACUGGAGCUUCUCCAGUCGUUGUACAAAAAAUCACACAAGCUAUGACCACAUCGUCUAGAGACUGCGUGUCGACAGAGUCGUAUGAGCUUCAAGUCAAAAGACACGACUUAUUGGUGAAUAACAUGCUCGAUUGGGACAUCUGUGAAACCCUAGCAUACACUACAUUAAUGCAAGAAGGGAAAAACGUACGAAUAAGCCAAAAUAGCAGAGAUCAGCACCCAGGUUUAAACUUUUUAAACGGGGAGAAUGGAAAUUCACUGCAUCCUGCCAUUGGGACGUUUCCCAUUUUGGGCGAGUUCAAGUUAUGCAGGAGUGAUGUCCCACCUUUUGCUACAGCUGGUUUUGAAACGGGGUAUUCCUCUAUUAUGACAAACACAUUAAACAUUUGGGAAGCACCUGUCACCUUAGAACCGUCACAGCUGCAUAGCAUAAUUAGCCACUAUUUCACACUUGAAAGUGAAGAGGACUUGGCAUCAACUGGAGUAACACUCAUAGUUCCAAACUAUCUACAAGCUUCUGAUAAUGGAACUAAGAAAUACUACAGCUGCCAGCCACAAAGGAUUUUGGAAGCAUGUGAGGAAUGUGAAAUGAUAACUUCAAUGAAUGACCAAUUGCAAAAUUGCAACAUAAUAGUUGCAAAUGUUUCAACACCAGCGAAUUUCUAUCAUAUACUCAAGCGUCAAGCACGCUGCUUGAAACAAAGACCCCUUUUAUGUUUUGUUCCAAAUGAUCACAGGAAUUUCUCUCCAAGCUUUUCCAGUUUGGAGGACAUUCUAGGAGAUACCAGUUUUCAGAGUUACAUUGGGGACCCUGAUAUUGCAUCGAACUCUUCUGUACAGCAUGUGAUACUUUGCUCCGGUAAAGUUUACUACGACUUGAAGAACGAGCGUGCUUUGAGAAACUUCCAAAAUAAAGUAGCCAUAAGCCGAAUUGAACAGAUAUUCCCUUUCCCUUAUAACAACAUAAUUCAAGAUUUAGAACGGUUUCCUCAAGCCAAAGUCUGGUGGGUACAGGAGGAAGAGUGCGGUGAAGGAUGCUGGAACUACAUCGAACUGAGGCUUUUCGGAAUACUCGGUGAUGAAGCAUCUUUGAAAUUCGCAGGAAGGCACAAGCGUACUAAUGGAAAAUAUACAAAUCUGAAACUGUCAGACGAAGAAUUGAGAUAUAUUUUUGACAUGAUAUCAGAUUCCUCAUAAACUACAAACUUGAAAAUGUACUGUCCCCUUUGUUUGAAGCGUUCUUCACUCUUGAGGUUGUUUACAUAAAUAUAUUUAUUUACUAUAAUUUUA